GUUUUGAAACAGAAUCCGUAGACGAAAGAUGUCGUUGAAUAAUUUAAACAGCGGUUCCGCGUAUUUAUAUGAUGCUCCCCGUCAUUUAUGGAAAAAUCGUCAAAAAGUCCAAUAUCGAUUCGAUGCACGCGGUGGUGAUAAGAAGUACAAUAGUCAAAUCUCACAAAGUGAGAGUGGUGAAUUUAUCACCAUCAAAGCACCAAAAAAAUCUGCAUCAUUCUCCAAAUUACCACCAUCCUCAUCACCGAGUUCAUGUUCACCACCAUCCACACCUAUUGUACGUUACGCACGCACUCCUUGUGAUUCAUGUGGUCACCAUAAUAUACCCAUUAUGACACAUCCAAUAUCGCCUUUGGCCAAAUCUCAAACAAAUCUAGAACUAAUGGAAGUCAACAACGCCCGUCAAACUCUCCUACCCAUCGGCUCGGAUAUUCAUAGAGAUGAAUCUUCAUAUUCAUUGGCCGUACCACAAACGCUACAAAUUUCCCGAAGGCCUUCUGUGCUAUUGCAAGAGAUACUAGGCGGUAGAAAGGAUCAUGGAGUAGUCGGAGGCAGUUUUGGACGUAAAAAAUCUUGUAUUCCUGGCCAACUUAAUGGCACCGUAACUGGAAGUACUGUAACCAUACAAGGUGAUAAUGGAGCCAAAAGCUUUCAGGCCAAACAAUCGAAAGUGAAAAAUCGAAGACAAGGAAAUGAUGCCAUAAGUGCGGCUCUUUCAGCUUUAUAUUGUAAACUGUUAGUUCUAUUGGGCGUUUGUCUGCCUAUAACAGAGGUUAUUACCGAACAAAUACCGACAUAUGUCUAUCAGGGAUUCUAUGUGUAUCUCUAUGCUCUAAGCAUAGUGUUUAUAGGCUUCUUGUACGUCUCGGCGUUUCGUAAUCGAACACUUAUCAGUGCAUUGAAAAGUUAUCAUGAGAAGAACAACGUCCAUUUGAAACACAAGGUAACCCACUUUGGCAGUUUCUAUUUGCGUGUGGGUGCCAUAGCCUUUGCCAUUGGCACUAUGGUCUAUUCGGGAUUGGAGUUUGGUCAAUUCUUUGAAUUGAGCGGCCAGCAAGGAUGUCGUGAUGUAUUUGUGGCCAUUACACCCCUCUGUCGCAUGAUUUUGUGCAUAGCUCAGGUGCAGUUUAUAUUUCUCAAUACCACCUAUUUGGAUAUGGCCCGGCACAAGGUCUUUUCAAGAUUUGGUCUGAUGCACAUGGUGGGCACAAAUCUGUGUGAAUGGUUGUAUGUUCUGGUCGAAGAGACAAAACAUGAAAUAUUCCAUAUAGGACAUCAUGAUCAAGAUGCUGAACAUGAUCCGGCGCUAAGCGGUGGUCCACAUGGUGGUGUGGAUUGGUCAGCGGUGAAUGCUUCUUUGCAUCAUGCCAAUCACAUAGGGCACAAUGCAACAAAUAAAACAAUUGCAGCUGUUGUGGGUCAUGUUUUGAAGAAUGUUACAGCGUCAACAAUUACCACAACAGAGGCGACAACGGCAGUCGUACAUGGCUGUUCACGUACCACCAUAAUGGGGGCCUUGGUGCAGAAUUUGUCACCUUUUCUCUUUCCUUGCACCAUUGAGUAUUCCCUGAUUUGUGCUGUAAUUUUAUAUGAAAUGUGGAAGACGGUCAAAUCCAUACCGGAUAUCGAUAAAUCUCGCAAAAAUUCCAUUAAACCUGUUCAGCAAAAACCAGCGCAUCAUUUCUCAGUGGAUUGUUCUCAAUCGCACAAAGGCUUGUUCUUUGGCAUUUUAAUCAUUGUAAUGACCAUUAUCUCAAUGAUCAUGUAUUUCGUAUUGUAUACACAACCCGGUUAUGAGCUGAUUGCAACUCAAGAGGUUACCCUGUGGGAGACGGUAAUGUACUUUAUGUGCGCCGCUGCAAUUGUGACAGGCAUGAUCCUCAUGCGAGAUUUGCGCUACAUAAAGGACACCAGCAAUGAACAUCAUUCAAUGGAAUUGGAUAAUCUAUUGCUUAUAGUAGCUCAAACAGGCGUUUAUCUUUAUGGCAUGUUCAGCAUAUUGGGAAGUUACUUCUCCAAAUGGGAUACCGUGCCCGAUCGAAUUGAAGGUAUUAUAGCCGAAGUCUUUAGCAUAAUGCAGACAUCAUUGCAGACAAUGUUUAUUCUGCACUCAAGUCAUCGGCGCUGUAAAGGCUCCAACCAAGUACGCAAGAAGCCCGGCCGUGAGAUAAUAACUUUCCUUUUGGUGGCCAACAUGGCCAUCUGGUUUGUCAAUACCCUAAUUAAGGGUCGUGCCGUAUUCCGAGAAACCCACAUGGAAUUCUAUGGUGCCUGGGCCUGGACCAUUAUUACGCAUGUGUCAAUGCCCUUGGCUAUUUUCUAUCGAUUCCAUUCGACGAUAUGUUUAUUUGAAGUUUGGAAAAUCACUUAUAAAGCCAAAGCACAUUAGAAUAGUAACAUAGUAAAAUAUUAGGGAACAAAAAAAAGAAUACACGUAGCAUAACUAUGUUAUAAAUAGUUUAAAUAUUUUUGUUUUGCUGUACUCGUAGACAUAAGUACUAAAUUAAAUUAUUAAUAAAUAUUGGGUUGCCCAAAAAGUAAUUGCGGAUUUUUUAAAAGAAAGUAAAUGCAU
Stomoxys calcitrans (stable fly) is the source of this 2572-nucleotide messenger RNA. Its product is annotated as proton channel OtopLc. The transcript has 8 exons. NCBI's taxonomy places the organism in Eukaryota, Metazoa, Arthropoda, Insecta, Diptera, Muscidae. The coding region runs from base 29 to 2389 and encodes 786 amino acids. Gene Ontology annotation, biological process: proton transmembrane transport. The record is from RefSeq and is a predicted model, not a curated record. Gene Ontology annotation, molecular function: proton channel activity. Gene Ontology annotation, cellular component: membrane.